UCCGCCUCUGCCCCGCCCCUUUUCCCCUCAUUUCUGAGCCAUCCUCAGAGAGAUUCCAAUUAAACCAGCCUGGGCUCCCUCGUGCUUCUUGCUUCCGGGUUCGCUUGUAUUUGUUUAUUAUUGACCGUUUUGCAGGGCAGGGAGGCCGCCGAGUCCCUUGCACUUGUCCUUGUUGCUGCCUGUUUACUCGGAAGCAAGCUUCGCUGCCCUGAAAUGAGCUUCCUCCCGAGUAAGUGUGCGCUGGCUGCCUGCAGCCUUUAGAGUAGGCUUGGCUUGCUUCCUUCCUUUGCUUCAUCCCUCCCUCCUCUUCUCAUAGAAUGACCUGAUGCAUAGAGAGCAUCAAGCCCUGGCACGCUGCAUGUCAUCCAAGGAAACCGGAGGAAUAUUAUUUUAGAUGGGAAUGAAUGAGCUUAGGGGGUGUGCAGUUGCCUAAAUUAAUGCAUAUAUGUACAAAUUAUGCAUCCUGUCUAAAUGAUGCCAAGAGAACAACCCAGGAUGACACUGGAGCCUAGUCCUUGAGUUGAUAGCCGUUAGCCACCAACCUUAAAUUCUAGACCUUUUACAUGACUUAGCGCCAAAAGGAGAGCAUUGCAUGUUUAUAUCUUUGAUUUGUAUCCUUGCCAUUCAAGGACCUGUGGGCUGAGCCCAUUUUACAUCCAGGAGAAGCUAAGGCUGAAAGAGCUUCUGAUUUCCUUCACCCAGCAGACUUUGAACCUGACGCUCAUUGCUCUGAGAGCUGGUGGCCUAUCCCCCUCCUGCAACUGUGCACAUACGUGAGUGGCCUUCAGGUCACCAUCUCUGUCUAUGCCCAGGCGUCCUGCCCUUUCCCUGGGGCGUCUUGCAAUGGACAGUGUGCGGUGGGCCUUUUCCUAUUCUGCCUGGGCCCCCUGUCGGGAGGACUGGUUGCUGGCCAUGCGCCUCAUACAGCCUGAAGAGAAAGAGCGCAUUGAACAGUUUGUCUUCAGCCGUGAUGCCAAAGCUGCUAUGGCUGGCCGUCUGCUGAUAAGGAAAUUAAUUGCAGAGAAGCUGAAGAUCCCUUGGAAUGAAAUAUGGUUGCAAAGGACUUCAAAAGGCAAGCCGGUCCUUGCAAACAACUUGAGCAGCAGCAGCCAUUCCCGUUUCAGCUUUAAUGUUUCCCAUCAAGGGAAUUAUGCCGUUCUUGCAGCUGAGCCUGACUGUCAGGUUGGCAUUGAUAUUAUGAAGACUGCCCUGCCAGGUAGUGGUUCAGUUCCCCACUUCUUUCAUAUUAUGAGGCGACAGUUUACGGAGGAAGAAUGGAGGGUCAUUACAUCCAUGAAUAAUGAGUGGCUUCAGUUGGAUAUGUUCCACAGACACUGGGCAUUAAAAGAGAGCUUUAUCAAAGCCAUUGGGGUUGGAAUAGGUUUCGAUCUUCAACGGAUUGAGUUUCAUGUCUCCCCACUGCAGCUGGAAGUGGAGAAAACAUAUAACGAGACAAUUAUGCUCUUGGAUGGUGAACAAGAAAAGGAGUGGACUUUUGAGGCACCCUACACCACCGUGACCCCGCCUGCGUUUACAAAAUUGACUUUUCAUGACCUGGUUGCCUCGGCAGUUCCUCUUGCUGCUGAAGACCCUGCUUGCUGGGAUAACUUUUGUUCUAGGCAGGAAUCGCCAGCACGACAGAGUUCUAAUCCAAGAUGAGAGCAGCUGUGAUCGCAAGAAAAUAAGUUGAAAGCCUUUAAAACCCACCCACUGUUCCUCUUCCAACAGUCAGUUUACCUGUUUGUUUUGGGGGAGAGGACAGUGCUUGGAAAAAAAUGAUUACAGCUCCCUUCCGUUUGCACCACUUUGCCUGCUUUAUAUGGAAUGCUUUCUGCUUCAAAUAACGCUGGGACUGGAUUCUGAUGAGAAAAGCUGGAGAUUUUUCUGCUUUCUACCCACGCAGGUGUGAUUAUCCAGCUUCUCAGUCUCCCCUUGUAAUGAUGGAGAUGGCAUGGCCCAUAAUAAAGAACUUGGCACAAUCAUGUCCUCCAAACAAAAAUCUCCUGUAAUAUGCACCACAAGGCCAACAGGCCACACUGUAAGUACGUCACCCCUGUUGGUUUUUGUGUAACAACGCUAGUCAAACAAGAAAGAAAUUUUUAAAAGCUUGUGGAAAAUCAAGAAACAAGGUGGGUAGUUCGAUUAUUGGACCAUUAAAAAUUCAGAAAUGGAUGAGUUUUAUAGAACCCUUCAUCAGGCUGGGCAUGGCAGACCUGGGAAGUAGGAAGAGAAGUAUAGUGCAAAAACUAUACUGACUAGAGGUGAAGCUUCAAGUGCUGUGGUUUAAACAGAGGUCCGAAUUGCAGGCUGCAAACUUAAAAAGAUCAGUUUGAAGUGUAUUGGUAUUUCUAGGUAUCACUUCAGGCAUUGAUAGUCAGAGGGCGACCACAUGGGCAUUUAGCCAAUUGUUUGGUCCACUGCAGGGAUGGGUUAGUUCGCUCCUAAAGAUGGAAAUCAGAUGACCUUUUUGCCAGAACAAACCAGCCGAUCCCCCAGAGUGAUUCUACCUGUACUUUUCUGGUGCCUGUUGGGGGUUCUACAUUUCUUAUACAGGUAGGAUCAUUCUGUUUUGGUUCACUUCCAGCAUCCUGGUCAGGUUCCAGGGAGCAGAUAGCUCAUUCUUUCAAAGUGCAAGCUUCUCCUAAGCCCUUUUAUAUCCUUACCUGGCUAUCCUUCCCACAGUUCAUUCCCCCGCUUACAGCUGUAGAAAAUAUCCACUGGGAGAUCACGGGGCCAGUGGUUUCAUGGAAACUACAUAUGUUUGAAUGUAUAACCUUUAUUUUUUCUGAGUGUCUCAACAUAGGAUGGAAAAGAUAAUAAUGCUAGGAAAAGUUGAAUGCUAGGAAGGUUGUAGGAAAAGAAGAAAACCAAAUUUGAGAUGGAUUGUUUCUAUAAUGGAAACCAUAGUCCUUUAUCAGUUAUGGCUGUUUUGGACAAGAUAUUUGCUCUAAGUGGAAAGUGACUUGACAGCAUGUAACCACAACCACAACCUUUUUUUCCAUUUACUGUCUAAUAUGGGUGACUAAAUUGUCAGAAAUCAAUCGAACUGUGUUUGGAAUGAGAUGUUUUGUUUGUACAGCAAGGGUGCAAUAAAGACAAGUUCCUUUCUGAUA
Molecule: messenger RNA, 3113 nt
Organism: Pogona vitticeps (central bearded dragon)
Lineage: Eukaryota; Metazoa; Chordata; Lepidosauria; Squamata; Agamidae
Source: RefSeq, a predicted model, not a curated record